Molecule: messenger RNA, 1273 nt
Organism: Loxodonta africana (African savanna elephant)
Lineage: Eukaryota; Metazoa; Chordata; Mammalia; Proboscidea; Elephantidae
Gene: LIPF
Product: lipase F, gastric type
Exons: 9
Coding region: 41-1273 (410 amino acids)
Molecular function (GO): hydrolase activity, acting on ester bonds
Source: RefSeq, a predicted model, not a curated record
ACCCAAAAUACAAGUAUUAUGAAAGCGAAAUGUAUUAACCAUGACUUUUUUUUUUUUAGGAGGAGGCAGAUCCAAAAUGUGGUUGCUUUUAACAGUGGCAAGUUUGAUAUCCAUAUUUGGAACUACACAUGGUCUCUUUGGAAAAUCAACACCGCUAAGCCCUGAAGUGACUAUGAAUAUUAGUCAGAUGAUUACCUUCUGGGGAUACCCAAAUGAAGAAUAUGAUGUUGUGACUGAAGAUGGUUAUAUCCUUGAGAUCAACAGAAUUCCUCAUGGAAAGACAAAUUCAGGGAAUGGAGGCCAAAGGCCUGUAGUAUUUUUGCAGCAUGGUUUGCUUGCAUCGGCCACGAACUGGAUUGCCAAUCUGCCCAACAACAGCCUGGCCUUUAUUCUGGCGGAUGCUGGUUAUGACGUGUGGCUGGGGAACAGCAGAGGAAAUACCUGGGCCAGGAGAAAUAUAUACUAUUCACCAGACUCAGUUGAAUUCUGGGCUUUCAGUUUUGAUGAAAUGGCUAAAUAUGACCUUCCAGCCACAAUCGACUUCAUUGUGAAGAAAACUGGCCAGGAGAAGCUGCAUUAUGUUGGCCAUUCCCAGGGGACCACCAUUGGUUUUAUUGCCUUUUCUACCAAUCCCGAGUUGGCUGAAAGAAUCACAACCUUUUAUGCUUUAGCUCCAGUUGCCACUGUGAAGUAUACCAAAAGCCUUUUAAACAAACUGGCACUUAUUCCGACAUUUCUUUUCAAGGUUAUUUUUGGUGACAAAGUAUUUUUCCCACACGACUAUUUUGAUCAAUUUCUUGCUACUGAAGUAUGCACCCGUGAGACAUUCAAGGACAUCUGCAGCAAUGCCUUAUUUCUCAUUUGCGGAUUCGACAUUAAGAACUUGAACACAAGUCGCUUGGAUGUGUAUCUAUCACAUAAUCCAGCAGGAACUUCUGUUCAAAACAUGCUCCACUGGACCCAGGCUAUUAAGUCUGGGAAAUUCCAAGCUUUUAACUGGGGAAGCCCCACUCAGAACAUAAUACACUAUAAUCAGCCCACACCUCCCUACUACGAAGUGUCAGACAUGCAUGUGCCAAUUGCUGUGUGGAACGGUGGAAACGACUGGCUGGCAGACCCUCGAGAUGUUGGCAUGUUGCUUCCACAGCUCCCUAAUCUCAUUUACCACAAGGAGAUUCCUCCUUACAACCACUUAGACUUUAUCUGGGCAAUGAAUGCCCCUCAAGAAGUUUACAAUGAAAUUGUUUCUAUGAUAGCAGAAAAUACUAAGUAG